Molecule: messenger RNA, 483 nt
Organism: Phaedon cochleariae (mustard beetle)
Lineage: Eukaryota; Metazoa; Arthropoda; Insecta; Coleoptera; Chrysomelidae
Source: the annotation of a GenBank genome assembly
AUGUCCGAACCUUUUGACCAGAAAUUGAAUUUUGGAACUGAAAACGGUUAUUCUGAUACUGAACAGGAAAAACAUUUCAACAGGAACACUGAGGAACUACCAAACAAUGUAGAUAGUUAUGGAUAUACAUCUUAUAGAUGUGAACCCAAACCACUACUGAUGGAUAUUGAAAUUCACGAAAUGGAAUUGAAAGACAAAAUCUACAAAGAUGUCGUCAAAAUAGCGAGACAAUCAAGUUACAUUCUGUUCGAUUUACCAGAAUACAGCUGUCCAAACUGCUACAAGAUAUAUGCAAAGAAAUCGACAUUGGCUAGACACAUCAGCUAUGAGUGUGGAAAACCCCCUAGAUUUGGUUGUUCCAUGUGUUCGUACCGAGGUUUCCAAAAAACCCACGUGGAACGCCAUUUAGCCAAGAGACACGAUUUGCACGUCAAAUACGAAAUCAGGAAACACAUCGUGACUUACGGUCAUCAGACUAAAUGA